CAAAACUCUUUUAUGGAAAACGGUUUCAUCGCGGGACCUUGGGAACUCGGCGAAAUCUUGUGACUCACUAACCGACUGGAGCUAAUCGAAUCUCGUGCCGCUCUCGCAAAGUCGUGAACUCACACAACCCUCACUCUCACCUCACACUUCACGCAAACACGCGACGACAAAUCGCAACAAUGGCUCGCCCCAUGUCCUCCUUCAACGACAUCGAGUCUCCCGUCAACACCCUGGCGAUCGAAGAACUCAAGACCAACACCAAACGCACCGGCAUCUGCACCGGAUUCGCCCUCGUGUUCGGCUUCAUCGGCUUCAUCAUGGCCGCCGCCGCCGUCGCCGGCGUCAGGCAGCUCAUGAUCGAGUCCCACGACACCCCCGGCGCCAUCCUCACCGUCGGCAACGCCAGCCCCCUCAAGGGCUACAGCAAGGCGCACUCCCUCUACGCCGGUUCCGGUUCCUGGACCUCCAAGAAGAACCUCCCCGUGGCCCUCUCCGACUACCAGGCGGUCUCGCACAAGACCCACGUCUACAUCAUCGGCGGCCAGAAGGGCUGCAACGGCACCAACUGUGCAGGCACCGUCGUCAACACCGUCUACCAGUACGACACCAAGCUCGAUAAGUACACCGCCAAGGCUUCGAUGCCCGAGGUACGCUAUCGCUACGCCUCCGCGGUGGUCGGCGAUAAGAUUUACAUAAUCGGCGGCCUCACCGCGGACACCGUGACCGGCAUGCUCAAGACGACGCUCAUCUACGACAUCACCAACGACUCGUGGUCUUACGGACCGGAGCUCGCCGAAGGUCGCUCCGACACCUGCGCGGGCGUCGUCGACGGCAAGAUCUACGUCGUCGCCGGCUACAACUCCAUCGACCCGGUCAAGGUUUUGGACACCGUCGAGGUUCUCGACACGAAGGCUGCCACCCCCGCGUGGGCGACCGCGCCGAAGCUUCCCGCCCCCCGCGGCGACGUCACCUGCGCCUCUGCCGGCGGCAAGGUGUACGCCAUCGGCGGGUACUACGACCCCACCGCCACCUGGAAGGCGACCGCGUUCGCCAACACCAUGUACGAGCUCACCCCCGGCGCCGCCGCCUGGGCCGAGAAGGCCAAGAUGCCCUCCUCGCGCGGCGACAAAGCCGCCGUCACCAUGUCCGACGGUUCCAUCAUCGUCGUCGGCGGCGAGACCCACGCGCGCGAGCAGCAGAGCCAGGUCGCGGCGCACCCCGUGGAGCAGUACUACCCCGCGCACGACACGUGGGUCGCGAAGGCUUCCAUCCCCACCGCCCGCUUCCGAUUCGGCGCCGCCGUCGUCGACGACAUCGUGUACGCCAUCGGCGGUCACCGAGUGUGCGAGACCGACUGGUCCACGUUCGCGUCCGACUGCGCCGAGAAGACGCUCGACUCCGUCGAGGCGCUCCUCGACGUCGCCCACCCCGACAUCUGGGUGCACACCAACUGAGCCCGCCGCGUGGCACGACGCGUGAAUAACGAGUCUCGCGACUCGACCAACUCUUUUCAAGCAACUCUUUUCGGCACCUCGACGAUCAAUAUGAUAUGAUAACGACUCGAGCUC
Micromonas commoda is the source of this 1568-nucleotide messenger RNA. RefSeq lists its product with no specific name. The coding region runs from base 180 to 1454 and encodes 424 amino acids. Gene Ontology annotation, molecular function: protein binding. The record is from RefSeq and is a predicted model, not a curated record. The transcript has 2 exons. Lineage: Eukaryota; Viridiplantae; Chlorophyta; Mamiellophyceae; Mamiellales; Mamiellaceae.